GACUCGGGUAAACGUCCGGAGGAUUCAGCAUGAAGAAUCCACAACUCCUCCACACUAUAUGACUCCCUCAUUCCUCUCAGUCUCACGCCUGUAACCAUUUCCAUUACGAAAUGUCAAAAUCAAGUUUAUCAGAGCUAGUAGAUCAGCAUCGGCCUGACCUACAGCCUUUGGAGGAGCUGUACAAACAUCUCCAUCGCAACCCCGAGCUUUCCAACCAAGAAAUCGAAACAGCUGCUACUAUCGCCCAGCGACUUAAGGAAAUUGGUCCCGAUGAUUUGAUCAUCAAACCUCACAUUGGUGGCCAUGGUCUCGCUGCCGUUCUCCGCAACGGCGAUGGCCCCACUGUCUUACUUCGAGCAGACAUUGACGCUUUGCCGGUUGAAGAGACCACUGGACUCGAGUACGCCAGCACCAAGCGAAUGAUUCAUGCUGCGAGCGGAGUUGAGAAACCUGUUAUGCAUGCUUGCGGUCACGACAUGCACAUCGUGACGUUGCUGGGCGCUGCAGCGACACUUUUCUCGUCCCGGGAUCAUUGGGCUGGAACUCUGGUGCUGGCAUUUCAGCCAGCUGAAGAGCGAGGUACUGGCGCGCAAGCCAUGGUUGAUGAUGGUCUUUAUACGAAACAUGAAGUUCCCGUUCCAGAAUUCGUCUUGGGAGCGCAUGUCAGGCCGCUUCGUGCUGGUACGAUCGGUACACGAAGAGGACUCGUUGCAACAAGUGCGGACAACUACAAGGUCACCAUCCACGGCAAAGGUUCGCAUGCGAGUAUGCCUCAUACUGCCAUUGAUCCCAUCGCAAUUUCAGCAAAUGCUAUCCUGAAACUACAGACACUAGUCAGCCGCGAAGUUGACCCAGCUGAGUCGAGCGUGGUAACUGUCACGAGUAUUCACGCUGGUGACGCCGAGAACGUCAUCGCCGACUCCGCCGUUCUCGGCGUCGAUACUCGAUCUACUACCGUCGCAACCCGCGAGCGUCUUCUGAAGCGCAUAAAAACAGUCAUCGAAGCAGAAUGCUCAUGCGCCAAUGUCCUCAAAAGUCCAGAGUUUGAGCAAACCCGAGCUUUUCCUCUGACGAUCAACGAUGAAGCUAUUACCAAGAGAGUUGAAGAGUCAUUCGCGGCGCACUUUGGCGAAGGACCUAGGAAAUAUGAUAGGGAUAUGCCGAAACUGGCUUUUAGCGAGGACUUUUCCAUCUUGGCUACUGCUGUUGAUAAGCCAUACUGCUUUUUCAUGUAUGGUUGUGUUGAUGGUGAGGUAUGGGAUAAGGCUGAGAAGGAUGGGACUGUUGCGCAGAGUAUUGCUGCGAAUCAUUCUUCCAAGUUCGCUCCGGUUAUUCAACCAACGCUCAAGACUGGGCUAGAUGGAUAUGCAUUGGGUGCUCUCACAUUUUUAGCAAAAGUGCAAUAG
Molecule: messenger RNA, 1406 nt
Organism: Fusarium odoratissimum NRRL 54006
Lineage: Eukaryota; Fungi; Ascomycota; Sordariomycetes; Hypocreales; Nectriaceae
Product: hippurate hydrolase
Exons: 1
Coding region: 111-1406 (431 amino acids)
Molecular function (GO): hydrolase activity
Source: RefSeq, a predicted model, not a curated record